CCUGAUACCUGUACUAUUAAUGACACCUGUAUUCUGUCUGGGCAAUGUCAAUGAAUGUUUCCACAACUUUAGCCAGAGCCACAGAUGUACCUUAAUGCACUCACCACCAUCAGCCAUGAUUGAACUCCUGCCUUCCAUCAACACUUCUGUCUGCAGCACGCUUCAUUUUUAUGGUAUCACCAUUUUCCUGGCCAGCUUUUUCUUCAGCCUCCUCACCAUUAUGGUCCUACUUCUCCAUGCCCAAACAUAUAAGAAGCUUGUUAAAUCGACAGGAUUUCUGGGGAGUGAACAAUGGGCAGUGAUUCACAUUGUAGAUCAGCAAAUGCGCUUCUACUCAUUGGCCUCUUUGUGCUGCUGGGGCCCAGCUGCCACACUUAUGAUCACAAUGCUGACCAAGCCACAGGACACCAUGCUACACAUGGCCCUCUAUGUGCUCCAGGCUCUAACAGCGGUAUCCCAGGGUCUGCUCAACUGUGGAAUAUAUGGCUGGACACAGUACAAAUUCUACCAACUAAAGCAAGAGUCUCGAUGUGAUGCGGAUACUCAGACACCACUGUUGUGCUCGCAGAAGAGAGUUUACAACAAGAGCCUAGAUCCGCUGGAGUCCUCAUUUGCUUUUGCUACCAGUUCCUCUAUGAUUCUUUGAAACUAUGAAACUGGAACAUCCAGAUGGAUGAAACAACUGGAGAUGUUUCAUAUGAAUGGAUUCUGAAGAUCUUUGGGAAACCAUAUCCUCCAUUUUUUCUAACCAUGACCUAGACUGAAGAACUGAAAGGGAAUAUAGGGCCAUGUUAGUAGCUAUUCUAGGUGAAUUAGGGAAGAUCCUUCUAGUUGCUCUUUCAGGGAGA
Molecule: messenger RNA, 848 nt
Organism: Nannospalax galili (Upper Galilee mountains blind mole rat)
Lineage: Eukaryota; Metazoa; Chordata; Mammalia; Rodentia; Spalacidae
Gene: Tmem116
Product: transmembrane protein 116
Biological process (GO): adenylate cyclase-activating G protein-coupled receptor signaling pathway
Cellular component (GO): plasma membrane
Molecular function (GO): G protein-coupled receptor activity
Source: RefSeq, a predicted model, not a curated record